UUUCACUAAUUAUCUUCACUAAAUUUUCACUAAUAAUUGCUAUUAUUUAUGUAAUUUUACAUAUUUUUUACAGUGUACCACCGCGAUAAGAGAGUCGAAAUUUCAUAUAAAAUUAAUGGAAAAAAUUAGUGGAGAUAUUUCUCGAUUGAUCAAACUGACAAGUGUGCGACAUUUGAAAAAUUAUUACACGCGGCUCGUGCAAGAUUCAUCGCGAUAUUGAACAUCAUAAAAAAGAGAAAUAUUACUAUGAAUGGAAAACGCGAUAUCGAGAUAGUUCAAAAUGAAAUUCAUACCGCUAUUUAAGUGAUUCGUCAUACUUUAGAUUUACAGCUCGAUUUCGAGAAGGGCAAUUUAAUAUCUUGAAGAAGAAGUACAUAAUAUAAUAUUAAAGAUGUAAUCGAUAUUUUUUUUUCUUAUACGGAAUAUGUAUAUUAUAUGUUAGAGAGGUAAGUGAUAAGAUAGAGAGAUAAUAAGAGCUCGACAGCUCGCCGAUAGACGCAGUAGUACUCGAACCGUUCGCCAGUACACAAGUUUGCGGCAACAUUAGCGCAGAAUUUAACACCGGCGUGCGAAAAGAACGUGACCAGAAAAAUCCUGAUAUCUGGACACGCGGAAUCUUCGGCUUCGCGUGAAGCAGAUGGGCACUUCAUUUUAAACGGAUUUAUAUCACGAAGUUUGACGUGAAAAGUUGAACGCGUUAACUGAAGAAAAAAAAAGAUUUCGCGAGAGAAAGUGUCACCAUGUUUGAGAAACUUGGCAGACGAAAUUCUGCAGGUAUAGAGGCAUGAAAGCGUGUCGCAACGCGGAGAUCCAGGUUCACCUUUUCACGAGCAGCCGCCCGGCAGGAUGAUUCGUUCGAACUAUCGAGCGACUAAGCGUGAGACAGUUCUCUCAAGGAACAUCUUCUAGGAUGUCCUUCAUUUUCCGAAACAUUUCGCGCCUCGUGGCUGUCGGGCGCGAACUUACGCGAGUGUUUAUGGAUGAAGAAGACUAAACCUGGAGUAAACGAGGACUAAAUGAUGUUGUUAAAGUGCGCGAAUCAAAUUGCAGAGCUACAUUUCAUCGCGUUAUUUAAAUGAACUAGAACAAAAUCAAUAAAUAGAGGAAGGAAAAGAAAGAUAAUUAUAAAUAAUGUGGAAUAUAGAAUUAUAUAUGAGAAGUGCUAAUAAAAGAUAUUAUAAUGUCAAUCGUAACGUACACGUGGCUCAGAAGGGUGUGAUGUGUGAUAUGAAAAAGCGUUGCCGAAUGUCGUGAGGCAAACUGGCGCAUGGCUAGAUAAAGGUCUCGUCCAGCUAGGGAAACCGGGCGGCAUGGGUCUGCUGCCGCGUAUCUCCCUAAAGAGAUACUUUUUCUACGCGCUAUGUCUGACUGGCUCGCUGCUUGUCCUACUGAAUUCGCUGCAGGACGAGAUAUGGCACAGCAUACGACCGCAUCCCCCUGGUCAGCCGCAGUCCGUUCGAGCUGCCGGCGACGGGCUGAAGAUGAAACCCGAUUGGCCUUCGAAAUCGAAGAAGCCGACGAUGCGAGUAUUACGCACUCGGGAGCGAGUGAAGAAAAGACUUCCGUCCGAGGCAUUGAAUGUAAAUGGAUCCAUCAGUUUGGGCGAAAACUCAAUAGACUUGGAUCCAACGCGAAGGCCUUGGUACAUGAAAGGAGGGACCAGAAGGCCUUUUCCGGCAAGAAAAGCUCGCAAUACUGGCCGAAGAUUAGCUCAAUUGUGGCCAGAGGAAAAUGCUUACGAUGAUCGUGUGACGAAUCAGUUGAUGUUUGUGCCACCCGAUUACAACAGAACAGGCAGCGAGCAUCCGCUGAAGAAGAUAAUGAUUCCUCACGGAAUGGCCGAAGCCAAAGUCGGUCCUGACAUUUUCUUCCAGCAACGCUGCCCGGUAAAUACCUGCACAAUCGUCCGUGAUAAUCCGGACAGCGCCGAUCUCAUUCUAUUUAAGGAUUACAUCACGCACGUGGGACGAAGAUCUAAUAAUCAGGUGUGGAUGCUGUAUUUUUUAGAAUGUCCUUAUCACACGCAAAGCGUCAAAAAUGCCCUUAUCAAUUGGACCGCCACGUAUCGACGUGACAGCGACAUAGUGGCACCUUAUGAGAGGUGGCAGUAUUAUGAUUCCAGUAUCACACAAAUUCCACAAACGUUUAAUUAUGCAGCGAACAAAACGAAAAAGGUCGCCUGGUUCGUUUCCAACUGCCAUCCCCGAAAUCAGCGCAUGCAUUAUGCCAGGGAACUCUCGAAAUACAUCCAGGUAGACAUUUACGGAGCGUGCGGCAGUCUACGCUGUCCGCGGUCGCAGUCGCAAACCUGCUUCGACAUGCUCGACGAGGAUUAUAAAUUCUAUCUCGCGUUCGAGAACUCCAACUGCAAGGACUACAUCACGGAGAAGUUCUUCGUCAACGGACUCGGGCACAACGUGUUGCCCAUCGUGAUGGGCGCCCACCCCACGGAUUACGCGCGCAGCGCUCCCUAUCGUUCCUACAUCCACGUGGACGAGUUCCAGUCGCCGAAGGAGCUCGCCGAGUACCUGCACCGGUUGGACCGCGACGACGAGCUGUACAACUCGUACUUCCGCUGGAAGGGCACCGGUGAGUUCAUCAACACGUACUUCUGGUGCCGGGUCUGCGCGAUGCUGCACGAUCACGACCGGGCGCCCAAGUAUUACAAGGACGUGAACGAGUGGUGGCGAGGCGAUGGUGUCUGCACGACCAAUUCCUGGCGCGAGCAGGACCUCACGCGUUCGCAGAGCCAGCCGAACACCUGAGAAGCAGGCGGCUCGCACCGGGGAUAAAGGAUCAAGAGGCUCUUCCGGCGGUUGCGAGGGAGUGUCCGCCCGACACACGUUGCUCAAUAUUCUACAAACGAUUUUUCCGAUUCUUCCAAAGUGUAAAGAGACAAACGACGCCGAGAUAAGGUCGGGAGCGAACGUUGAACGGACACCUCGUUUUAUCGCGCGUCCUAAGAAAAAGGUAUCGAAGAAGAUUCUUCUUCGUCGGGAGAUACUUUGCGCAGAGAAGCGAUAUACGACGCAAAGUGAGUUUUCGCUUCUUUUUUUUUAUCGAGACGCGCCAGGAAAUUCUUUUUGCAAAUCAGCAUCGCGUUAGGGGUGUUUUUUUGUCAGAGGGCAGUUUACGUGCCUAAUUGUCGAAUCUUCCAAAAUAAUGUUUCUAUACGGUUUUUUUUUUUUUUUUUUCAAAUAAUAAAUUACGAGAGAUAAUUUCGAAAUAGCCAUGACAAGGCUGGUGAGGUCGCUUGAUAUUUUAUGAUUGUAUGAGGACAAGAAUUUGGGAUGCUCGUAAACGUUUGAGAAGCUUGUUGAGUGUAGAGGAGAAUUGUGCGACACAUAUUGUGAGAAUAAAGCGCGAUUUGUUAUUUAGGAGAACUCGAUUCUAGCCGCUCUCUUCAAGUAUUUGAUUUGCAAAAUUUCGUUUCGAUACAUUGAAAGACGUAUCCGAUUAAAAUUAAAAUCACCUUUGCUAUUUAAAUACAGGAUGAGGAUAUACAAUAUGAAAUUACAUAGAAUUAUCGCAAAUAAUUUCCCAACUAUAUAUAUUUUAAAAGACCAAAUAAUCGAUUACUUCGAUAUUAAUCGGUAUCAAAAAUUAAAGAAAUCUAAAAUUAAGUUUCACAAAUAAAAUUUAGUUUUGAUUAGGUUCACCUCGCGUGCGAUGAAAGUUUUAAUUAAACUAAAUUAUAUGAACAUGUGAGACGUAUAAAUAUUUAAAUCCUUACAAAAAAUUUACUAAUAAAUGAAAACUAAUCACAAAUUCACCAUAAAAGUCUAUAUAGUUGGGAGAACAAUCGAUGGAUCUAAAACGAAAAAUUGCAAUUCGAUAAUUGAGAGAGCUGCGUGUGAUUUGUGUAUAAUUUAAAACAAAUUAGCGGCGAUUACAUUCGUAUAUGCAAAUCAUGCAUUUUGAUGGUUUUUCAAGCAAAAGAAAAUGGUUUUAAAAAGUAAACUCACAAACUUUGAUCGCGCGUAGAGGAGGAAAAGCUCGUAAUCGCUUUUUGUCGAGAAUGACAAUUACUGUUCAGUAUUUAAUAUUAUUAUGGUUCCCUCUUGUGAGAAUUUUACAAGAGAAUUUUAUCGUUGUGUUGUAGAUGGCAGAAAAAAUUCAUGUGCAUUCAGAUUGCAUUACGUGUAAAAAAAAUUUCUAGCAAAACCUUACUUUUCCGACAAUAAUCAUAUAUUUCCUGCAUAUAUGCUCACAUCUGCAUGUAUGUAUAUGACAAUGGAAGAAUUGAAAAUGAAGAUCGAAUGGACACACAUUUUUGAAUGCGAGAGAACGUUAAUUAGCAGUACAAAUAAUUUAUUGCAUUUAUACUUUUACCGAAAGAAUGUACGUUAUUUAUUUCGCGAAACCAAGAUGCAUUUUCUUCUAUUGUAAAACGGCGUAGCAUUUAUCGACGUAAAUAACGUUGCUCAUAAGCUCGUAAGAUAUUUCAAAGAGCUUCUAUCCCACAAAUUCUCGAGUGCACACGAAUUUUGUUAUUUAACAUCGCAUUUCUCAUCGCGAAGGGUUUUCAUGGAUAAUCUAGUCAGGAAAAAAGCUCACUGGAGGAGUAUUUUCGAAUAAUUUAUGGUAAUAGUAUUAUAUACGCAGUGCGAGAAAGUACCUGUUUGAAUAUAAUUCCUACAUACUAUAUUUUUCUUUCAAUUGAAUUAAUCUUGACUUUAAUUAAUUAGCAAGGCAUUGUCGACGUAAUCAUAUUCACUCCGUGGCUAGUGCGUCAAUUCGAAAAACGACUUCCGCUUUGAACACUAGUCUAGCUCAAACGUAGCUCAAACUUGAACUUUCGGACUUUGGUCCGAAGAAAAAAAAAAGACAGAGAAAAGACAAAACGGAGCGAAAAAAAA
Messenger RNA from Nylanderia fulva, 4859 nucleotides. NCBI's taxonomy places the organism in Eukaryota, Metazoa, Arthropoda, Insecta, Hymenoptera, Formicidae. The record is from RefSeq and is a predicted model, not a curated record.